Molecule: messenger RNA, 1212 nt
Organism: Debaryomyces fabryi
Lineage: Eukaryota; Fungi; Ascomycota; Pichiomycetes; Serinales; Debaryomycetaceae
Product: transcription factor IIF subunit
Exons: 1
Coding region: 1-1212 (403 amino acids)
Biological process (GO): transcription initiation at RNA polymerase II promoter; transcription by RNA polymerase II
Cellular component (GO): transcription factor TFIIF complex
Source: RefSeq, a predicted model, not a curated record
AUGAGUGGUUCUACAAAGACUUCACCGGUGAAGAAAGCAACAAAACAAGCUGGAUCGAGCGAAAAGGUGGCAAAUAAUGAUAAAACUGAUACGGUUAGUAAUGGCAAUAUAACGAAAGACCAAAAUGCAAAUGAAGCAGAAGAACCAGAUCAUUCAAUUUUAUCAGAUCCAGAAGACUAUUUGGAAGAAAAUGAAUCGUUGGAUAUGAAUUUGACCAAUGGAGAACAAAAAGUUUGGUUAGUUAAGCUUCCUAGAUAUUUGGCAGAGAAAUGGUCCAAUAUAGACGAGUUGAGCGGACAGCAGUUGGGUAGAGUUAAGAUCAAGCAAUCAGGACGUACUGGGAACAAUAGCGGAAAGUUACAAGUAAAAUUGGUUCUCAAUGAAUCAGCUAUGAACGAAGACAUACCCCAUGAAUAUGACAUAUCUAUGUUAAACACGCAAGUGCGUAAUUCAUAUGUAUUCAGCGAAGAAAACUUAACCAAAUUCAAGCAGGAAUUGACUGAAGUAGCCGAUAUGCCAGAGCAGCCAUCGUUGCAACCGGUCGAUAAGAAGAAGAUGCAAAAUAAGCCACAGAAAUUUUUCAGAAUCCAGAAGAAUAAAGAGGGCCAGGAUGGUAAGCCGGUCAAAAAGUUCGUUCCAUAUGUAAAAACAAUUCCAAAGAAAACAGCAUUAGCAGGUAAGGUUUGCCACGAUUGUCAAAUAAUUCCUUCCAAGAGUGACAAUAAAUAUUCGCAAGUUACCAUGAAGAGACAAAAUAUUCAACCAUCGAAGCCUAGACCUAAAGUUACAUUAUUGGAUGAAAUUCCUGGGGUUGUGCAAUCUAAUGCUGGGCCUUCGAUUAAAGGUAACAAUACUUCUGUGUUCUUGAAAUCUAACCCUGCCAAGAGCAAGAAUGGUGAAGGAAGAGCUAUUAGAAUGCCUAAGAAGGAUUUGUUAGACUUGUUGUUCAGAUUAUUCGAAGAGUACGAAUAUUGGUCCAUGAAGGGAUUGAAGGAACGAACCAGACAGCCAGAAUCAUACUUAAAAGAAAGUUUGGACUCUAUUGCUAACUUGAUCAAAAAGGGGCCCUACACAUCAAAAUAUAAUUUGAAACCAGAAUAUAGAAGAUUACGGGACGCCGAAAGAGCUGCCAGAUUGGGAUUGGUUAUAAAUGAGGAAAACGAAGAAAAGGAGGAGGAAGAAGAAGACAUUGAAAUGGAAGAUGUUAUUUAG